GUGCGCCAAGGGGCAUCAUCCCCCUCCCUCCAGGAGCCCCCCACCACAGGAGAUGGGACAGAUGAGAUGACAGGGCCCAGCCUAUCAGAUGUGAGGGGGCGGAGCCCUGGGGCUAGCUCCUCCUCCUCCUCUUCCUCUGACCAAUGGGAGUGCUGCCGGCAGCCAGGGACGGGUCCCCGUGCUGCCAGCCCCCUGAGGUGGGGUGCGACCCAGCCACCAAGGGUGUGGUGCCAGCCACGGACUCCCCACAACGGCCACCGGGGAAGGUGUCGCGAUUCCGCAUCCAUAGGACGCCGGCCCGGCAGCAGGCCAAUCUCACGCCCAUGGGGCUGCCCCGACCCAUCCGGUUGAACAAGAAGGAGUUCAGCCUGGAGGAAAUCUACACCAACAAGAACUACCGCACCCCCACCGAGAAGAGGACGUUCGAGACGAUCUUCGAGGAGCCGCGGUGGCGGGACGGGACGCUGGUGCUGACGGGGCAGCGCAAGCUGAAGCGGGCGGUGGAGUUCGUGCCGGGCGGGGACUUUUUUUUUCUGACGGAGGCCAAGAAAGGAAGCAGCCGGCGCCUGUCAGCGGAUUUAAAGGGCCCCGGGAAGUUCUCCGCGGCCGGAGGAAACGGAGGGGAGGCUUUUCCCGUCGGAGGGACCGGACGCCGCCACGUUAAAGGGAAGGACGAUUUUAAAAAACCGUCGGAGGAUUUAAUCCACCUGCCUUAA
Molecule: messenger RNA, 716 nt
Organism: Alligator sinensis (Chinese alligator)
Lineage: Eukaryota; Metazoa; Chordata; Crocodylia; Alligatoridae
Gene: PRR14
Product: proline rich 14
Exons: 6
Coding region: 144-716 (190 amino acids)
Source: RefSeq, a predicted model, not a curated record